UGCAGCAGGAACGACUGCUCAGACACACACAGGGAUCCAGGGACAGCAGCCCCCACACUGGAAUCUAGAGCCGCACCGCACGAGAGUUGAAGGAAACACUCACAAGUAACACAUCACAAUGGCAGACAAAAUUAAAGAUUCCAAGAUCAUCUUUGUUGUUGGUGGGCCUGGCUCUGGUAAGGGCACCCAGUGUGAGAAGGUGGUGGCCAAGUAUGGAUUCACCCACCUGUCAUCUGGGGAUCUGCUGCGUGCAGAGGUAGCCUCUGCCUCUGAGAGGGGCAAGCAUCUCCAGGCUAUCAUGCAGAAGGGAGAGCUUGUGCCUUUGGACACAGUCUUAGACAUGAUCAGGGAUGCCAUGAUUGCCAAGGCUGAUGUCUCCAAAGGUUUCCUCAUUGAUGGUUAUCCCCGUGAGGUGAAGCAGGGCGAGGAGUUUGAGAAGAAGAUUGGCAAACCCUGCCUGCUGCUGUACAUCGACGCAAAAGCAGAGACCAUGGUGAAGAGGCUGAUGAAGCGUGGUGAGACCAGCGGCCGUGCUGAUGACAACGAGGAGACCAUCAAGAAACGCCUGGACCUGUACUACAAAGCCACUGAGCCAGUCAUUGCCUUCUAUGAGGGCAGGGGUAUUGUCAGGAAGAUUAACUCUGAGCUGCCGGUGGACGAGGUCUUCGGCCAAGUUGCAAAGGCUAUCGAUGCUCUGUAGUGAAACACCUUGACUGGAUGAACUUUGUCUUUGGUUGUUUUUUCUCUGUGUUCAUCUCGUGAGAGAACAACAGCAACAAUAAGGACAACGAUAACAAAAGCAACAAUAACAACCUUCCUGGUCAUCCUGGUUUAUCAUGAAAGGCCAUAAAGCAAAAGAGAUGCCUUAGCUAAAUUCCACUCCUAACCCAGCAACACAAAUCUGUGGUGCAAGGCUCACCACCAUCAAUACACAUCCAUCAGUCUGCUCACGACAAUAUAUCUUAAAAUCCAUUUGUAUGUCCAUGCCUAUAAUUUUUAUGUGUGCACAUAUUCAUAUGUGUGUAGAUGUGAGCAUGCAAGUGACAUCCUAAAUUGAUAGGCGCAUUCAACAUAUUUUUUUUAUAGUUUUACUCAUUCAUUACAUUAUAAUCUCCACUGGACCCCAAUAUACCUGCUUAUCCAGGCUUUAUCUGACUGAGUUUCCACUAAAGCACACUUCACUGUGGUAAAAUUUAGAAGAGGUUCGUGUGAUAAUGAAAGUAAUGAGCAAUGCACACAAGCGGCGGGGUGCUAAUUUCAGCUGCGAGUAAUUACACAAGCCAUCGACAGCUCUGCUAACCAAGACACCUGAAAAGCUGAGAACCCAUGACACUGAAGUCCAAAAGUACCAAGUCUGCACUUUAACAGCAUUUUCAUUUUCAAUUACCUUCAUGCUGCUGUUUACAGAGCCCAGACUCUUCUGGGGGUUGUAUGUUAUAGAUAUGUUAUAGAUAUAUAGAUAUGAUGUUAUAGAUAUUUGGUUAUAAACUCAGCAAUGACUAAAAACAACUUUUCUAAUGCAGCAGGCAUAUUGGCAAAUCAUUGUUGAAUAUACUUUGCACUGUAAUCCACAUUGUACUUAAUAAUGCAUUUAUAUGUAUCUAGCAAUCAGUUUGGCACAUUAUUUUCCUUCACACAUCACGAUGUAUAGUAUGUAACAUAUACAUGGAUAUCUGCAGAGGGGUACCUGUAACACUGGGAAUAUAAGGAAUUAAACAAUGAGAAAUAAUGAAA
Messenger RNA from Lampris incognitus (smalleye Pacific opah), 1734 nucleotides. It is a transcript of the gene ak1, whose product is annotated as adenylate kinase 1. Gene Ontology annotation, cellular component: cytoplasm; cytosol. Bases 119 to 700 code for a protein of 193 amino acids. Gene Ontology annotation, molecular function: ATP binding; nucleoside diphosphate kinase activity; AMP kinase activity. NCBI's taxonomy places the organism in Eukaryota, Metazoa, Chordata, Actinopteri, Lampriformes, Lampridae. Gene Ontology annotation, biological process: nucleoside triphosphate biosynthetic process; ATP metabolic process. The record is from RefSeq and is a predicted model, not a curated record. The transcript has 7 exons.